Messenger RNA from Neopsephotus bourkii (Bourke's parrot), 10080 nucleotides. It is a transcript of the gene MBD5, whose product is annotated as methyl-CpG binding domain protein 5. The record is from RefSeq and is a predicted model, not a curated record. Gene Ontology annotation, molecular function: DNA binding; chromatin binding. NCBI's taxonomy places the organism in Eukaryota, Metazoa, Chordata, Aves, Psittaciformes, Psittacidae. Gene Ontology annotation, cellular component: chromocenter; nucleus. The transcript is spliced from 14 exons. Bases 1728 to 6971 code for a protein of 1747 amino acids.
UUUUCAGUUGCCUCACCCUCAAAUGCAUAAUCUUAGUGUCAUUUCAAAUGCAGAUGUUAGUGAUCUCUAGGGUCCAUAUGAUUUGCACUUUUAACAUUUCAUAACUAUAUCAUAAAGAAUGGUAGAACUAGCUGUCUACCUCAUUAGGUUGAUUUCCUUUUUAACAGCUUUUGGUAGAUUUCACAUACGAUAUCUUUGGAUGUAUUUUGACAGGAAUACAAGAUUGAAGGCCUUUGGCCAGUCCUUUUCAGGAAUCAGACUGUCUCUUCAUCCGUUGUUCUUUCAAUGGUUCACGCAUACAAGUCCAAAAAUGGCUUUAGAGAUUUGGGAUGCAGGAAGAGAACUUUCUUGCAUGCCUGUUAAUUUGCUGUGAUCCCUAAUGGUGCCAAAAAGGAAAGAAAAGUCAUGAUGACUCAUCAGGAGAGCAUUUCCAUUCUGUGUGAAGUGCUGUUUUAGUGUUUCACUAGUGUGGUGGUGAGUAAAACAUAUGAUAGUAGGACAUCAACAGCUAGUGCUUUUAUAUGGACACUUGCAUUUUGCAUGGGCAGUGGUUCUCAGUGCUUCAAGUCCCAGAUUGUGCCAAGGCCUUUGACAGAAACUGUAUGUUUCUGUUGCAUGAUAUAUCACUGCGUAUCCAGGAGGAGGUAAACCCAAGUAAAUCAGUUUGGGAGAACUUGUACUCGUUAGCUGUUUAAAAAAUACCAGUUUUGCAGCAUUCCGAAGAAGGCUUCUAGAAAGAAGCUUAAUGCUGGAUAACUUCACCCAUUAAAGGAAGAAGAGGCUUUAUCACAACCAAACAGGAAAAGAAACAUACAGACUUGAGGAAAUAGUACUUCUCUAAUUCUUUUGAAAAGUUCAGAGAUUCACCAGAAUUUGGUGGAUUACCUCCACCGGUCUUCCUGAUUUGAGAUGUAACGUGGGGUGCAAGAGUGCCUCAGAUGAGGGCUGUAGUAAAACGAGGAUCCAGCCUCAAUGGAAAUAGCCUAUUAUCGAGAUCUAACCAGGAAACUAUCUAAAGCAAAGGUGAAAGUGCAUCAAGAAAUUUAAGAAGCCAGAAGAUCCCAAAGAUAUCUAGAAGCAAGACUAUGAGGAGUAAUGUAGCUUGGAAUGAACAAGAUGAAGAUACCCACCUUCAAUCUAACGCUUCAUGAGGAAAAAGGCUGUUUUAUUGGAGCCAGGGAAUCAUGAAAGAAACUCAAGAAGACAACUUGGAAAAUGAAUGGAAGAUAAAAAGAAAACAAAAAGAAUGUGGCAUAUAAAGGGUAUAAUACCUGGAGGUAUUAGAUCUGACUCAUAUUUAUAAAAAUGAGACAAGCUUUCACAAAAAACAAGUUAUCUUAGACAGUCAUCAAGCUUGGAGCCAUGCUGUUGAACUAGAAAUUCUCCUUUUCCCCAUUCUCCUUUCUGACAGGUAACAAAGGAUUGGUGAAUUAUGAUUUUCCCAAGUUGGAAGCACUAAUUUUUAUCUAUAUAGUUCAUCCUUAUGAAUAUAUAAGGAGCUAACAUUGCAUAUUUAAUGUGGAUUAUAAUGGAAAAGUGACUCAUUAACAAAAAUGGCCACUUUUAAGGACUUGGUUUCAAGCUGAGCUGGAGCCUCCCAAUGCACUUUGUACAGUUUGGGGAAAGGUGUACUCAAUGGCCUUCUCUGGGGGGCCAUGAUGAUAUGUAGUAAAAGGAUAUCAUCUUACUGUUGAUAUCUUUGAAGACUCAUAAACAGAAACAGAAAAAUGAAUGGUGGAAAGGAGUGUGACGGAGGGGACACAGAUGGAGGGCCACCAGCAGUGCAAGUUCCCGUUGGUUGGCAGCGAAGGGUGGACCAAAGUGGAGUGCUCUAUAUCAGUCCCAGUGGGUCUUUAUUAUCCUGCUUGGAGCAGGUGAAGACUUACUUGCUGACUGAUGGAACAUGCAAGUGUGGCCUAGAAUGUCCUCUUGUUCUUCCCAAGGUCUUUAAUUUUGAUCCUGGAGCUGCUGUGAAGCAAAGAACUGCUGAAGAUGUUAAGGCAGACGAAGAUGUCACCAAACUAUGCAUACAUAAAAGGAAAAUUAUUGCUGUGGCUACACUUCAUAAAAGCAUGGAAGCACCACAUCCUUCACUAGUUCUAACUAGUCCUGGUGGUGGAACAAGUGCAACUCCAGUAGUUCCUACUCGAGCAGCAACUCCAAGAUCAAUGAGGAAUAAAUCACAUGAAGGAAUUACAAAUUCUGUGAUGCCAGAAUGUAAGACUCCUUUCAAGUUGAUGAUAGGGGCAUCUAAUGCCAUGGGUAGGCUUUAUGUGCAAGAAAUGGCUGGAAGCCAGCAACAAGAACUUCAUUCUGUCUAUCCUAGGCAGAGAUUGGGUAGUAAUGAACUUGGACAGAAGUCUCCGUAUCGUGGCAGUCAUGGUGGGAUGCCCAGUCCAGCUUCAUCAGGAUCACAGAUAUACGGAGAUGGCUCAAUCUCUCCUAGGACUGACCCACUUGGAAGCCCUGAUGUUUUCACAAGGAACAAUCCCAAUUUUCAUGGAGCACCCAAUUCUAGUCCUAUUCACAUGAACAGGACACCUCUGUCUCCACCAUCAGUAAUGCUACAUGGUUCUCCUAUACAGUCAUCCUGUGCAAUGGCUGGAAGGACUAAUAUACCUCUUUCCCCAACCUUAACCACAAAAAGCCCAGUAAUGAAAAAACCCAUGUGUAAUUUUUCAACUGGUAUGGAAAUACCACGAGCAAUGUUCCACCAUAAACCACCCCAAGGUCCACCCCCACCUCCUCCACCACCUUCUUGUGCUCUUCAGAAAAAGCCAUUAACAUCGGAAAAGGAUCCACUUGGCAUACUUGACCCUAUUCCUAGCAAACCAGUGAAUCAGAAUCCUGUUAUCAUUAACCCAACUACUUUCCAUUCAAAUGUCCACUCUCAGGUACCCGUGAUGAAUGUAAGCAUGCCUCCUGCUGUCGUCCCUUUGCCAAGUAAUCUUCCUUUGCCAACUGUAAAACCUGGUCACAUGAACCAUGGAAGUCAUGUUCAAAGAGUUCAACAUUCUGCUUCAACUUCCCUCUCUCCUUCACCAGUGACAUCCCCAGUUCAUAUGAUGGGAUCCGGGAUUGGAAGGAUCGAGGCUUCUCCCCAAAGAUCACGUUCUUCCUCCACAUCAUCAGAUCAUGGAACUUUCCUGCUGCCUCCAGUAGGACCACAGUCAUCCUGUAGUGGAAUUAAAGUUCCUCCCAGGUCCCCAAGGUCAACAAUAGGGUCACCAAGACCAUCUAUGCCAUCUAGCCCUUCCACCAAGCAUGAUGGACUUAAUCAAUACAAGGACAUCCCUAACCCAUUAAUUGCUGGAAUGAGUAAUGUAUUAAAUCCUCCAAACAAUGCAGUUUUUUCUACUGCAUCGGCUGGAAGUGGUUCCUUGAAGAGUCAGCCUGGUUUGCUGGGAAUGCCUUUAAAUCAGAUCUUGAACCAGCACAAUGCUGCCUCUUUUCCAGCAAGCAGUUUACUUUCAGCAGCAGCCAAAGCACAGCUAGCAAAUCAAAAUAAACUUGCUGGUAACAACAAUAACAGCAGUAGCAAUUCUGGACCUGUUGCCAGUGGUGGCAACAAUGAAGGACAUAGCACUUUAAAUACCAUGUUCCCUCCUGCUGCCAAUGUGCUUCUACCAACGACUGAAGGGCAAAGUGGCCGAGCAGCACUGAGAGAUAAAUUGAUGUCUCAGCAAAAAGAUCCUCUGAGAAAAAGAAAGCAGCCGACCACCACAGUGUUGAAUUUGCUAAGACAGUCUCAGUUGGACAGUUCUGGAGUUUCCAAAGCUGGAUCUGAUCUGAUAAGAAAGCAAAGUCAAAGCUCUUUUCCCAUCAGUUCCAUGUCCCAGCUACUUCAGUCCAUGAGUUGUCAAAGCUCUCACAUGAGCAGCAAUAGUACCACCAGCUGUGGGAGCUCAAAUACUGCUUUACCAUGCGCUGGUAACCAGAUGCAUUUUGCAGACACCAGUAUGAACUCUGGCAGUCUCCAGAACUCACUGGCACAGAGUUUACCCUUGCGAGGGGAAGGUGUGCACUGCCAGAACACAAACACUAACUUUGUCCAUGGUACUAGCCCAGGCACAGCCAACCAUCUUGCAGGUUUAAUAAAUCAGAUGCAGGCUAGUGGGAGCUGUGGGAUGCUCAGUCAGUCAGGAAUGGCUUUAGGAAAUUCAUUACAUCCAAACCCACCUCAGUCAAGAAUCCAAGCAUCCUCCACUCCAGUGAUACCAAACAGCAUUAUUAGCAGCUGUAAUCAAACAAGUCCUGAAACAGGGGCUUCAGGACAGUCAUCAUCAAUAGCCAUAGCUGGCACCAGCCAACCUGCCAUCACAAAGACAACAUCUGUGCUUCAAGAUGGUGUUAUAGUCACUACUGCAGCUGGAAAUCCACUUCAGAGCCAGCUGCCCAUUGGGAGUGAUUUCCCUUUUGCUGGCCACGAACACUCACUCCAUUUUCCGCAGAACAGCUCUUCAAACAACAAUCUUCCACAUUCUUUGAAUCAAAACCUCCUCAAUUCUCUGCCUAUCUCUUUGCCAGUGAAUCAGCAACAUCUUCUAAACCAGAAUCUAUUAAAUAUACUACAGCCUUCAGCAGGAGAAGGCAAGUCUGAGGUCAACCUCAACCCUUUAGGUUUUCUCAACCCGAAUGUAAAUGCUGCUUUAGCUUUUCUCUCCAGUGACGUGGAUGGGCAGGUAUUACAACCUGUUCAUUUUCAGCUUCUAGCAACCCUCCUUCAGAACCAAGCCCAAGCAGCUGCCAUGCUUCCCCUACCAUCUUUCAAUUUGACCAUCUCAGAUUUGUUGCAACAGCAAAAUAACCCUUUGCCCUCAGUAACACAGAUGACAGCCCCACCAGACCAUUUGCCAAGCAAUCAGUCAGAAAGCAACAGGGUGGAAACCCUUUUAACCAACCCCCUGGGCAACCCCAUACCAAGCUUUUCAGGCACUGACACUACUUCUAACCCCUUGCUCCUCCCAGCUGUCUCUGGGGCCUCAGCGUUAAUGGCCUUGAAUCCCCAGCUGGUGGGAGGUGUCCUGAACUCUGCAUCGGGCAACACUGCUAAUCAUCCAGAGGUUUCCAUAGCCACCUCCUCCCAGGCAACCACUACCACAACCACUACAUCAUCAGCAGUGGCAGCACUGUCUGUCUCAGCCCUGGGUGGUGGGACAGCAGUGGUGUCAAUGGCAGAAACAUUGCUGAACAUAUCUAAUAAUGCUGGGAAUACAUCUGGUCCAGCUAAACUCAACAAUAACUCUGUGGUGCCACAGCUACUUAACCCUCUACUGGGGACAGGUCUGCUUGGUGACAUGUCAUCUAUAAACACUACUUUGAAUAACCAUCAGCUGAGUCAUCUCCAGUCGCUAUUAAACAACAAUCAGAUGUUUCCUUCAAAUCAGCAGCAACAGCACCUUCUCCAGGGGUAUCAGAACAUGCAGGGCUUUCAAGGCCAGACCCCAAUUCCUGGCCCAGCUAACAACCCAAACCCCAUGGCAUGUCUGUUCCAAAACUUCCAGGUGAGAAUGCAGGAGGAUGCUGCUGUCCUGAACAAAAGAAUGAUCACUCAAAUGGGAAUGGCACCAGUUCCUGACAGCUCCAACACUAUGCUUCCUCCUUUCCAAGAAACAUCUUGUGAUUUGCAGCAAAGAAAUGAACCCUCUCUUGGACAAGCAAAAGAUAACCUCAAUGUUGCUGCUCAGGGUGAUACAUCGGUGGACGCAAUCUACAAAGCAGUUGUAGAUGCUGCAAGCAAAGGGAUGCAAGUAGUAAUCACCACUGCUGUUAGCAGUACAACACAGAUGAGUCCCAUUCCAGCUUUGAGUGCCAUGAGUGCCUUCACAGCCUCAAUUGGUGAUCCAUUAAAUCUUUCUAGUGCUGUCAGUGCAGUAAUCCAUGGAAGAAACAUUGCCGUUUCUGAUCAUGAAGGUAGGAUAAGGAGCACUAGAGGAACACGAAUACCGAAGAACUCAGAGCAUGGUAAAAAUUCAAGUGAAGGGGAUGGGUAUGAAUAUUACAAAUCAUCAAGUUGUAACACACCCAAAAAACAGUGGGAAGGGGAGCAAAGUCCUGUCAAUGAGGUAAAUAGGUGGAAAUGUGAUGAGUUUCUAGACCAUUCUACCCAUAUCCAUAGUAGUCCUUGUCAUGAAAGGCCCAAUAACAUCUCCACAUUGCCAUUAUUACAAGGCGAGCAGCAUCAGAUACUGUUAUCACAGCGAAACUGUCAAAGUGAUAAAAUGUUGGAGGAGAAUUUCAGGUAUAACAAUUACAAAAGAACUAUGAUGAGUUUUAAGGAAAGACUGGAGAACACUGUGGAACGAUGUGCACACAUAAACGGAAAUAGGCCUCAGCAGAACAGAGGAUUUGGGGAGUUGCUGAACACUUCUAAACAAGAUUUGAUUCUGGAAGAGCAAUCUCCAAGUUCCUCAAAUAGCUUGGAAAGUUCGUUAGUUAAAGACUAUAUCCAUUACAAUGGAGAUUUUAAUGCCAAAAGCAUAAAUGGGUGUGUGCCUAGCCCUUCAGAUGCUAAAAGCAUCAGUAGUGAAGAUGACCUAAGGAACCCAGAUUCCCCUUCUUCAAAUGAGCUGAUACAUUACAGGCCGAGGACGUUUAAUGUUGGCGACUUGGUCUGGGGCCAAAUCAAAGGACUGACUUCAUGGCCUGGAAAGCUAGUAAGAGAAGAAGAGGUUCACAAUUCAUGUCAACAAAACGCUGAGGAGGGGAAGGUCUGGGUAAUGUGGUUUGGUGUUCAUACCUUCACUCAGGUGGAGCCAGAGAAGUUGAAGACACUAACAGAAGGUCUAGAAGCUUACAACCGAGCCAGAAAAAGGAACAGAAAAAGUGGAAAGCUAAAUAACCAUUUAGAAGCUGCUAUACAUGAGGCCAUGAGUGAACUAGACAAAAUGUCUGGGAAUGUCCACCAAAUCCCACAGGGAGACAGACAAGUGAAGCCUCCAAAACCCAAGAGGAGGAAGAUCUCUAGAUAACAUUGAAUGUCUUUGUUACUGGUCCAGUACUUAUCAAAAUGAACAUGCACAUAGGUCCAUAUGUAGGUAUUGAUAUAGACAUGGUUAUAUCAAUAUUUAUAUGAAGACAGAUAGAUACCAUCACAGGGUGCUACGUGGAUUAGUGGUACAAUAUUUUUGAUGAUUAGGAGGGAUAGUGGUUGCUGGGUAAGCCAAUCAGAAAUCUUGAGAGGUUGCAGUAACAAUGUCAGAUGAUUACUGAAUUUUUUUUUCUAUAAUACUAAAAUUGUGAUUAUAAGGAAUAGUCCAAAUGUUUCUGAGAAAUUUUCAUUGUGUAUAUAGAUAAUACAGAAUUUCAUGGUGAUAUCUGAAAUGUAAAUAUUGUACAAUAUUGUCAUGUACAAGCGUACCUAAUGCACACUUUAUCUUUUAUUGUACAAAAAAUAGUGUACAAAAUUCUUUGGUUUCUAUUGAGUACACAUACAAGAGACUACCAGUGUAAAGUGAUAAAUAAAAAUACAGCCUAAAUGCUUUUAUAUGAUAAUGUAAAAGAUGCUGUUUUUGUAUUUAACAGCAGAGAGAAGGCAUGAUUAUGUAAUACCUUAAUUAUGACAUACACUUCACGCCACUGAGUGUUCAUUGAUACUGUCUGUUUGGAAUGAACCUUGCCUGGAAGUACUGUACUCCAUUUCAGGUCUCUGUAGGAGAGUGCAAACUUGCAGAUUCCUAACGGGAUGUGGGAUCACAGCUCUAAUUAUUAAUUCAAAGGCUGCAACUGUCGGUUGCAUUUUUAUUUACGUAGCUUUUAAAGUAGAAUGCUGUAGAUUUUAUUAAAAAGAGAAAAAAGUAGAUGGACUAUUUUAGUCAACCAUUUCUGUAGUUAAAGUUUCAUAGCCACCUGAGAAACUAAACAGUUUGUAUCCCCCGUAACACUGACCCCUCAAAGCCCCUAGAUUUAUUAGCUUAAAUUAUCUAACGUCAUUAACCAUCGUGUUUACUUUUAAGGGGGCAGAAGCCCUGCUUUAAUAAUGUGAUCAGUAUUGAUUACGGUUUGGUUUUGCAGUAGAGUGAAAGGGCAUGCUCCGCAGCGUUCAUGAAAGUAAUUCCAGUACCCAUCUUACAGUAUUAAAACAAAAAACGUAUUAAGGGUGGCUUACAAAACUAUUAGCAACAGUAAUUUUUAUCAGUAUUAUGUAACAUAUCAGAUUUAUUUUAUUUAAAAAUUAUUUAUACCAUUAACAGAUUCUUAUAUAUAUUAAUGUGGCUGAAAUGUGCAGGUUAAAUCUAUUAACCAAAUUAUUUAUGUUAUAUUAAGUGAGAAAUGUGAAACAUAUGUAGAAAAAAUUAAUACACUACAGAUUUAAAAGUCUAAAGCUAUGAGCCAUUAUAAAAUUAACGAACGGAAGUAUAGCACAACAUUAUUUCCAUUUUAUUUCAUUUUCUUUUUAACACGGAUGGUGGUGAUGGUGAUGGAAGCAAUGAUAUCAUCUGACUUCAAGGCUUCCUGAAAUAAUUCCCAUUUCACCAUUCCUGGUCCUGGGGUGGCAUGCGUAACCCCCACCUCUUUGUCUGGGGCCACUGCUUACCUCACAUUUCCUUUUUUCCCCCCUCCCUGAAUUCCCAAAUCUCACUCUCUAGCUAAGGACUGGCAGGGAUCAGCAUCCUGGGAAGCUGGCGGUAUCGCCGCUCUCCAGACACCCGGCACUCGGCAUCAGGAUCACAAGUCAUUGCUCCUCUUCCCAUCCACCUUGCCCAAGUCCCAGACUCCUCUCUCUGAAGGACAUGACCAAGACCAGCCAUCCCCAAGGAUGACGGGACCCGGCGGCAUUCCCAGCCUCGGCUCUCGCGUGCCAGGGCACGCAGCACUACCUCUGGGCUCGUGCCUGGGCUUUCUCAUGUCUGGCAGAACAGCUCCCACUCCUCCUUCCCCCCAGCCCAAGGGAUCACAAUAGCUGCACUGGCUACAGGGGCCUGGAGGCAGGAGCCCUUCCUUCCACGGGGUAGGUUCAUUUGUCUUUUCUGUAACGCCACCGUCCUCCAUGCAAGCUCUUGUGAAGUGACUGAUUUUCUUUAUUAUUUUUCUCAACUUCUGUCUUUUGGGGGUGUAGUUUAGCACACGUUUUUCUGUCCCACGUUGACGUGUUCAUUCAAAGAGUCGCUGUUGGCCAUUGUCUGUGCCAGCCACUUUCCCGCUGUCUCUCCACACCCGCGUGGCUUUUAACUCACCACUACAUGCGUGCGUGUGUGUGUGUGCGUGUGUGUGUGCGCGAGCACCUGUCUUGAUUUAGGUUCUUCCUCCCUUUGCUUUCUGUCCUAGAACUGAGUUUGUAUUGACCGACCCCUUCUUUUGGCAUUUUAACUAAUUAGGUUUGUACUUCCUCACCAAUGUAUACUUUACAUCAGUAGACUAUGUAAAGUAUUUUUGUGCACUUGAUUUCAUUGGUUAAUAAUGGCAUUGAUGUGGGUGCUAGGAGUAGUUUGCUUCAGUCCAUACCAAUUUUUUUUUCUCUUUUAGAGUUUUUUAUGGUUUCAUGUAAGCAGUUAAUGUAAAUAUUGUGAGCAUUACAGGUCAUGCAGUGUUGUAACAUUUUAAGAAAUGUUGCACCUACUUUACGAUUAAAAAAAUGGUCACUCAUACUUGAAUUUUGCCCAUAGAGCCAUUUCUUUCUCUUUGCAUUGAAGCAUAAUAUACUUUUUUGAUGGAGGCCCAACCCUUCUUUCUACCUUAUUAUUUUUGGUUUAAUAAAUCUAUAUUUUUUCUAAUAGAAGACUUAAAAAUGAAAAUUUAAAAAGUACUUUUUGCCUACUUUCUAAUUUAAGAGAGAAUUCCUAUAUUUAAAAGGUAAAAAAAAAUAAAAAAAUACUCCUUUGUGGAAAGUGGAACAACACUUUAUUAUGUCAUUAAUAUGGCACAAUCACACGAACCUGAACUGGCUGAGUAAAGUGAGCCCAUGAUGUCAAGCAGUAUCUCAGUAGAUUAGGGAACGACGUGAUUCUUUGAGGAUGUAAAGUGUUACAUAUUCUUGUCUAUUUAUUUAUUUAUUUAUUAUGCUUUCUUUUGCUAAGUGGGUGACAAUGUGGUUGAGUCAUUCAGGUGACAUUCAAAUUAAAGGAAAUAUUCCUCUUUCUA